Durusdinium trenchii is the source of this 951-nucleotide messenger RNA. Lineage: Eukaryota; Dinophyceae; Suessiales; Symbiodiniaceae. The record is from the annotation of a GenBank genome assembly.
AUGGCUCGAUUUGAAGGGCGGCAGAAUGAGGGCCACAUGGUGGUGGGCCACGACGCAGGUGUCUCCAGCGCGCCCUUCGCGGCCUGCCGCGUGCCGGCCACGCGCGCGCACCUCUCCAAAGAUAGCUUGCGCAUCGACAUGGAGAUCCAGUUCCCCAAGAAGGAGAAGAAGAAGGCCAAAGCGUGGUCGGCGGCCAAGCGGAACACCGGGUCGAUGCUGAGCCACAUCUUCACGGAGCAGAAAUAUCCUGAGCCUGUGUACUUCCAGAGCGUGGAUUGCGUGGGCAUUCCUCAUUUCCUGUCACCCAAGGAGUGUCGGAAGAUCAUUGACUUUGCCGAAGCACAAGGCUUCAGCCGGCAGAACCGACAUCGGGUCCUGAACAUGAUGUGGAGCGAUUUGAUCGACCCCUUCUUGGUGGAAGCCUUAUGGCAGGUUUGUGGACUGGGCUGGUUCUUGCGGAAGCUCACGAUCGACGGGGAGGUGCCGUGUGGGCUGAACGACGUGGUCCGGAUCCAGAAGUUCGGCCCCGGCGGCGUGUUUGGCAAGCAUACGGAUCAGCCGGUGCGGCGCGCGGACGGACGGAACUCCAAGUACUCCCUGCGGAUCUUCUUGAAUGGAAAAGAGGACGAGGCCUUUGAGGGUGGCCUGAGCGCCUUCCAUGUGGCCUUCCGGCCGAAGCCUGUGGUCUUCGAGCCUGAAGCGGGCUUAGCCUUGAUCUACCCGCAGGGGGAGUUCUGCCAGGUCCAAGAAGAGUUGGAGGUGUGGACGGACGCCACGCCAUUUCGUGACGGCUACAAGUAUUCCGACUUGGUCGAAAAGCUUUUGAACAAAGAACCAGAAGGCGACCUGGGAAAGGGGCGAAACCCUGCGUGGAGGAAGGAAAAAAAGAUGACGGCAAUCUCAUGGUUGAGGCCUCUGUGCAACCGAAGGGUUGAAGGACCAGUCCUCUGA